AUGAAGUCAACAUCUAUUGCCCUCGCACUUGCGAGCACCCUCACCGGCGCAAACGCAUACUGGAAAGGUUUCAACUCCCAAGCUACCCUCGGAAACGGUGCUUGCAAGACCCAAGCUGAUUGGGAAAACGAUUUCCGCCUCAUCCAAUCAUUCCCCGGUGGAUUCGACAGUCUAAGAGUCUACGCAUCAUCGGAUUGUAACACCAUUGCCAACGUUGCCCCAGCUGCUAUUGCCACCGGCGGAAAAGUUCUCUUAGGUGUUUGGACCGAGGAUGCCGCUCAUUACGAUGCCGAGAAACAAGCUUUGUUGCACGCCGUUCAGACUUAUGGUUUCGAUUGGGUCGUUGCAGUAUCCGUUGGUUCGGAAGAUUUGUACAGAGGAGAUACUACCGCUUCCACACUCGCACAACAGAUCUACGACGUUAGAGGAAUGUUGAGCACUGUUGCAGGAUACAGUAGCGCAGUACAAGUUGGACACGUCGAUACAUGGACCAUGUGGGUUGAUGGAAGAAACACUGAAGUUAUCAAAGCAUGUGACUUUAUCGGAUUGGACGGUUACCCCUAUUUCCAAAACACACAAAACAACGAUAUCAGCCAGGGUUCUCAACUAUUCUGGGACUCUGUAAACCAAGUCCGCUCGACUGUUCAGAACGCUCAAAGUGGCGCUUGGGUUUGGGUUACGGAGAGUGGAUGGCCUACUGCAGGUGCCCAGGAGAAUGCGGCUGUUGCAUCGGUUGAUAAUGCUCGUACUUACUGGAAGAAUGUUGCUUGCGAGGCAUUCAACCAGGGACACACUUUCUGGUACUCUCUUCAGGACUUUGAUGCCAGCCCAUCGUUCGGUGUUGUAGAUGGAAAUGGUAACCUCAAGUAUGAUUUGAGCUGUUAA
Messenger RNA from Botrytis byssoidea, 885 nucleotides. RefSeq lists its product as uncharacterized. The record is from RefSeq and is a predicted model, not a curated record. The transcript has a single exon. Gene Ontology annotation, cellular component: fungal-type cell wall; cell surface; extracellular region. Gene Ontology annotation, molecular function: 1,3-beta-glucanosyltransferase activity; glucan endo-1,3-beta-D-glucosidase activity. Gene Ontology annotation, biological process: carbohydrate metabolic process; cell wall organization. Bases 1 to 885 code for a protein of 294 amino acids. Lineage: Eukaryota; Fungi; Ascomycota; Leotiomycetes; Helotiales; Sclerotiniaceae.